CUGGGCGCGUGGCGGCCGGCGAGCUCUGUGCGGGGUAAAGCCUCCCGGCGCCGGCCAUGCGGGGAGUUGCUGAAGUAAAGGAAACCUGCAGCCUCCCCAUGCUAUCUGUUGACAUGGAAAACAAGGAAAAUGGCUCUGUCGGUGUAAAAAAUUCCAUGGAGAAUGGGAGGCCACCCGAUCCUGCAGACUGGGCCGUGAUGGAUGUCGUCAAUUACUUCCGGACCGCAGGAUUCGAAGAGCAAGCUAGUGCGUUUCAGGAACAGGAAAUUGAUGGAAAAUCCCUGCUACUGAUGACAAGAAAUGAUGUGUUGACAGGACUUCAGUUAAAAUUGGGGCCUGCUCUGAAAAUCUAUGAGUAUCACGUAAAACCUCUGCAGACAAAGCAUUUAAAGAACAACUCUUCAUAG
Messenger RNA from Lagenorhynchus albirostris (white-beaked dolphin), 407 nucleotides. It is a transcript of the gene SAMD13, whose product is annotated as sterile alpha motif domain containing 13. Bases 57 to 407 code for a protein of 116 amino acids. The record is from RefSeq and is a predicted model, not a curated record. The transcript is spliced from 4 exons. Gene Ontology annotation, molecular function: protein binding. NCBI's taxonomy places the organism in Eukaryota, Metazoa, Chordata, Mammalia, Artiodactyla, Delphinidae.